AUGUGCUGCAAAUUUGAUAAAACUGGCAAUACAUUGGUAACAGGAUCUAUUAACACUAUACGUGUAUGGAAUGUAGAAACGGGCCAUGCUACAUGCCGUAUUUCUGUAAGUAGACGCGGAAAGGAAACCAUUGUGUGGUGCCUUGCAGUACUGUCAGACAAUAUGGUGGUAUCGGGAGAUAGUCAUGGCAGGCUGACAUUUUGGGAUAGUUCAGUUGGUGACCAGAUUGAAUCUUACACAACCCACAAAUCUGACAUAUUGUCAAUAGUUGUAUCUGAGGAUGAGAACAGUUUGUACUGUAGUGGGGUGGAUCCAGUUAUAAUGAAUUUUAAAAAAGUAAGCAAUGGAUGUGGUAAAAUAUCUGGUGCUCAGUGGGUGAAGAAUGUACAGAGAAAUAUUCAUGAACAUGAUGUCAGAGUUUUAAUUUUAAAUGGUGAGAAUUUGGUAUCAGUUGGAGCUGAUGGCUACCUUACCUUAUCUAAAUAUCCACCAAAGUGGGUCAUGAGAAUACCUCCAAUGAUACCUGGAAUCAGAUCAUCUGUAUGUGCACAAAAAAAGCUUCUGUUAUUAAGGUAUUCAACACAUUUAGAGAUUUGGAAACUAGGGACAUAUGAAGUUAAUGAAAGUGGUAAUGUAAUCAUAAGCAAUGUUAGCAUGGAAAAAAAUUUUGGGGAUGAAGCAGAUAACCCCCACCUUGAACCAGAUACAGCUAUAGCUGAUUAUAAAAAAGUGAAUAUGGACUCCACAGAUCAUUUACAGCAACUUAAAGUACUAGAGAAACCAGUGCUGUUUGUUACAGUAAUACCAAAGAAGAAUAAACAAAUUCUCUGUUGUGAAUUAUCACCAAAUGGACAGUUUAUUGUGUAUUCUACUGACAGUUAUAUAAGAAUGCUUAAAUUAGAUACAGAGGAUGAGAGUAAUAUAUCAUUGACAAAGGUAUUGAUCAGUGGGCUUUCUUCCAUAUGCGACCGUAUUGCAUUUAGUGAGGACUCCCAAACAAUGCUGGUACAUUCUUGUGGAGAAAUAAGAGUACUACAUGUUGAUUCAGAAGCUGGUGCAACCAUUGUACAAACAAUAUCAACUGAAAAAUAUUUGAAGAGUAAAACUGCAUUACAUUUUCAUCUUUCAAAGAAAACAUCUUCCAACAUGACUUAUUUAGCUGUUGCUGACACUGAAGGUGGAAUUGUGGUUUGGACACAAAGUAACAAGAAAUUUGAACAUCAUGUCACAUUGCCCAAGUAUCGAUGCGUUCCUUCUGCAUUAUCUAUUAAUAGUAAAAAUCAAUGCUUGAUUGUUGCUUAUGUUGAUCAAAAGUUGGUUGAGUAUGAUUUGUUGAACAAAAAGUUCACUAAUUGGCCGGGUGGAACGUUGCCACCGCAAUGGCUUUCGCGUCAGAAUGCAGUGGCCUCCAUCAAUGUGCACAGUAAAAGAGAUGCACUCGUGUUUGAGGACAUUACAUCAUUGUUUGUCAUCGAUAAAAGUUUGCAGACUAUUUACCAUGAACCGAAAGCGAAGAAGUCUAAUAGUAACAGUCUUGACGUAUAUUUUAAAAUCAUACCUUUUAAGUAUUUAGCUGGUUUUCAUUGGAUGGGGGACGACGAAGCGGUUAUUCUGGAAAUUCUACCAGAGAAUAUCGUGUCUCAAUUGCCACCAGCUUUAGCCAGCAAAAGACAUAACAUGGGA
Molecule: messenger RNA, 1683 nt
Organism: Iphiclides podalirius (scarce swallowtail)
Lineage: Eukaryota; Metazoa; Arthropoda; Insecta; Lepidoptera; Papilionidae
Source: the annotation of a GenBank genome assembly